Molecule: messenger RNA, 1457 nt
Organism: Chiloscyllium plagiosum (whitespotted bambooshark)
Lineage: Eukaryota; Metazoa; Chordata; Chondrichthyes; Orectolobiformes; Hemiscylliidae
Source: RefSeq, a predicted model, not a curated record
CCCAAUUGUCAUUGUUUAUAGUGUGUCAUCACCGCACUCGGUAGGUGCGUCCUGCUCUCAUUUGGGACGAUUAGCAUUUUUGUCGGGCUCGCUCUAUUUAAAAUUAGGUUUCGCUCGGUAACGCGGGGAACUUUUUGAUGCAAACGAGAAGGAGAGAAACAAAAGCUGUUUUAUGCGGGUUGCAUACAGCCAGAGGAUUUUUUUUUCUCUUGGUUGUGUGUGCAGGCUGGAAGUUUGCGAGGAGACUUUGAGGGGAGGUGCGCGGGCGCCGAGGCUGCUUCCCUUGCAUUUGGCGUUGCCGGUGGAGAUUUAACUCCAAGGCUGGGGGAGUUGUCACUGGAACUGAGCGGAUUCCCGGACCCGGGAGCGUGCAACAGCGUCGGGGGCGUGAGAGGACAUAACAUCACAAACACUCUCUCUACUGGGGAAUAACCGCAACGGUGAGGCGGGGGGCGGGGGGAGAAAGGAAAAGUUUUUUAUUUCCACGGGAGUGACCCUGAAAUUGCAAGAGGGGACCGGGAGGAUGGCCAAAGACCACCUGAAACCCCGCUUGUGUCAUAUGAUAAAAGGGGAAAACGGCUAUGGUUUCCACUUGCACGGCGAGAAAGGCAAAAACGGCCAGUACAUCCGAAAAGUGGAGCCCGGCUCACCGGCGGAGGCAUCGGGUCUGUACGCCGGGGACAGGGUGGUCGAAGUUAACGGCGAGAAUGUGGAGAAGGAGACGCACCAUCAGGUUGUACAGCGGAUCAAGGCAGUGGAGAAUGAGACCAGACUGCUAGUGGUGGAUAAGGAGACCGAUGAAUACCUGCAUAAUCAAUGGCUCGCUGGUACAGAGGACUAUGGCCAGAGCCUCCCACCAGAUAAGACCAAGGAUAAUGGUGAAGUAUGGAAACCGCAAGUAGUCCUGAGCAGUGGCGAGCCUACAAGAUUAUCAAACAGGUCCAUUGAUAGCAACAAAAAGAGCUUGAAUGCUGUGAGUGCCGCUUGGCUAAACCAGAAUGCUGUGGAGUUGGGUGAAAACAGACAGUUGCAACAGGCGAGUGUCUUGGCCCAACUAUCUUCAGCUGCUUCUUAAUGAUCUUCCUUCCAUCAAUAAAGUUAGAAGCAAGAAUGUGCAGUCAUCAGCAAAUAGUGUUCAGCACCAUUUCAUCCAUGGUCAAAUGCAUCAAGACCUGGGCAAAAUAUCCAGCCUUGUAACACUUUGUGCCCCACAAGUUCCAGAUGAUAACCAUUUCUGACAACAGAGAAUGUAACCCUCCAUUGAUUGCUACCAUCACUGCCCCGCUAUCAACAUCCUAGGGGUUACCAUGACUAGAAAUGGACCUAGACAAGCCAUAUAAAUACAAUGGCUGGAAGAGCAGGUCAAAGAUUAGGAAUACUGCAGGAAAUAACUCAACUACCAGCUUCCCUAAAGCUUGUCCACCAUCUACAAGACAUGUCAGGAUGGAAUACUCCCU